UAGUGCGAGUGUGCGAGUAGUUAACCCGCAUUCCCUGCGGAAACAAGAGCCACACAACAUAACAAGAUAGAAACCAUACAUACACCCUUUUCUUAUUCUUAGCCGGCGACGCAUAACCGAUGGCUCUCCGUAGUGUAUCGCCGUCUCUCUUAAAACUAACUUCAUCUCUCCGUCUAUACUCUCCCAAACUCCGCUCUAAUCACCACCGUCUUCCUCCCUUGCGCCGCCGUGCAAUCUCCGCCACUGCAGUUGAACUGGUCAACAACAACAAGUCGGAUAACAAAAUCAUCACCCCAGCAGCGAAUCAAUCGGCCGAUGAAGAUGUCAGAAUCGUUCUUCCAACCAAUCAGUCUUCCGCAAAGCUCCUUAGGAUCCGUCACACUUGUGCUCAUGUUAUGGCCAUGGCUGUUCAAAAGGUCUUUCCAGAUGCUAAAGUAACUAUAGGGCCUUGGAUUGAUAAUGGUUUCUACUACGACUUUGACAUGGAGCCUCUAACGGACAAAGAUCUUAAAAGGAUUAAGAAGGAAAUGGAUCGCAUUAUUGGCCGGAAUUUACCUCUAGUUAGGGAGGAAGUUACGAGAGAAGAAGCUCGGGAAAGGAUUGCUGCCAUCAAUGAACCAUAUAAAAUGGAGAUUUUAGAAAGCAUCAGGGAAGAGCCGAUAACAAUCUACCACAUAGGUAAUGAGUGGUGGGACCUUUGUGCUGGGCCUCAUGUUGAAUCCACCGGAAAUAUUAACAGGAAAGCUGUGGAGCUUGAAUCUGUUGCUGGUGCAUACUGGAGAGGAGACACAGAUAAACCAAUGCUCCAGAGGAUCUAUGGCACGGCAUGGGAGAAUGAAGAACAAUUGAAGGCAUAUGCUCACUUUAAAGCGGAGGCUAAACGUCGGGACCACCGCCGCAUUGGCCAAGACCUUGAUCUAUUUUCUAUACAGGAUGAAGCUGGUGGGGGUUUAGUUUUCUGGCAUCCAAAGGGUUCUAUUGUGAGGCAUCUGAUUGAGGAUGCUUGGAAAAAAAUUCACAUUAGACAAGAGUAUGAUCUACUGUAUACACCACAUGUAGCAAGGGCAGAUCUGUGGAAGAUCAGUGGCCAUCUGGACUUUUACAGGGAAAAUAUGUAUGACCAGAUGAACAUUGAAGAGGAGCUUUAUCAGCUUCGGCCAAUGAAUUGUCCAUAUCAUAUUCUGAUAUAUAAAAGAAAGCCGCAUUCUUAUAGGGAUUUUCCUAUUAGAGUUGCAGAGCUUGGAACAGUGUAUAGGUACGAGUUGUCUGGUGCCUUGCAUGGUCUCUUCCGUGUAAGAGGUUUUACUCAGGAUGACGCACACAUAUUUUGUUUAGAAGAUCAAAUCAAAGAUGAAAUUAGGGGUGUUCUUGAUCUUACCGAGGAGAUAUUACUACAAUUUGGUUUUGAAAAAUAUGAAGUGAACCUUUCGACUAGACCAGAAAAAUCUGUGGGAAACGAUGACAUAUGGGAAAAAGCAACAUUGGCGCUUAAGGAUGCCUUAGCAGAUAAAGGGUGGAAUUAUGAAAUUGAUGAAGGUGGUGGUGCGUUUUAUGGACCGAAGAUUGAUCUCAAGAUCGAGGAUGCUCUUGGAAGGAAGUGGCAGUGCUCAACUAUACAGGUUGAUUUCAAUUUACCAGAACGUUUUGACAUUACAUAUGUUGAUUCUGACUCGGUAAAGAAGCGCCCUAUCAUGAUUCAUAGAGCAGUUCUUGGUUCCUUAGAGAGGUUCUUUGGAGUGCUUAUAGAGCAUUAUGCUGGAGACUUUCCAUUAUGGCUUUCUCCAAUUCAAGCUCGAAUUUUGCCUGUCACAGACAUGCAGUUGGACUACUGUAAAGAGGUCACCAGAAAGAUGAAAGCUAACGGUAUUCGGGCUGAAGUUUGCAGUGGUGAGCGUCUGCCAAAGCUCAUCAGAAAUGCUGAAAAACAAAAAAUUCCUCUAAUGGCAGUUAUUGGGCCCAAGGAAGUCGAGACACGUACAGUUACAGUUAGGUCUAGGUUUUCGGGGGAGCUUGGAUCCAUGGCAAUUGACGAUUUUAUUAGGCAAAUGGAACAUGCAACUGAAAACAGAACAUUCAUUUAAGACAGUUUGGAUAUGAAAAUUCUUAGUUUCCAAUUAUACUUUCUGCUUUGUAUAAUGGUGCAAAAAUACUGUGAUAUCUGAGUAAAGGUAUGGUUGAGAAAUAAAAAAAUUUGUGCGCCCCUGA
Molecule: messenger RNA, 2205 nt
Organism: Daucus carota subsp. sativus
Lineage: Eukaryota; Viridiplantae; Streptophyta; Magnoliopsida; Apiales; Apiaceae
Product: threonine--tRNA ligase, chloroplastic/mitochondrial 2
Exons: 8
Coding region: 120-2081 (653 amino acids)
Biological process (GO): threonyl-tRNA aminoacylation
Cellular component (GO): cytoplasm; chloroplast stroma; mitochondrion
Molecular function (GO): ATP binding; threonine-tRNA ligase activity
Source: RefSeq, a predicted model, not a curated record